Messenger RNA from Haplochromis burtoni (Burton's mouthbrooder), 6060 nucleotides. It is a transcript of the gene dennd1b, whose product is annotated as DENN/MADD domain containing 1B. The record is from RefSeq and is a predicted model, not a curated record. Bases 336 to 2948 code for a protein of 870 amino acids. Gene Ontology annotation, cellular component: intracellular membrane-bounded organelle; nuclear speck; cytosol. Gene Ontology annotation, molecular function: guanyl-nucleotide exchange factor activity; phosphatidylinositol phosphate binding. Gene Ontology annotation, biological process: endocytic recycling; endocytosis. The transcript has 23 exons. Lineage: Eukaryota; Metazoa; Chordata; Actinopteri; Cichliformes; Cichlidae.
AGCAGCCGCUCACUGCAGCAGCCAAGGUGCUCGUCGGACGCGCUGACGUCACCAAAUCUUUGACAGCACUUCCUGGAUGGUGUUUGUUGUGGGAAAUAGCCGCGGAGGCGCUGAAUCGUGGAUUUAGGCCACAUAAGCGGCAGGAAAGACGGCACCGACUGCCACGAUAUCGCACCUCCAGGCAUGCGGACGCGGCACCUUCCAAGCAGUGUCCGAUAAACGCGAAGCAGAGACGGGCUGAGGCUGAAAUUAGGACGAGGUGGAAAUACUGUCGGACAGCCCUCAGAGCAAAGCCCCCCGACAGCACGGAGCUGUCGCGAUGUUGUAACUAGACCAUGGACAGCAGGAUAAAGGAGAAUCCAGAAAGAACAUUUGAUCUGGUUGUACAGGUGGCGUGUCCAACAUCUGAAAAUGAGGAUCCAACCGUGCUGUGGAGCUUCCCCCAGGACCACACAGACCAGGAGGUCCUUCAGACGAUACCAAAGUUCUGCUUUCCCUUUGACGUGGAAAGGGUCUCCCAGAGUCAGGUGGGGCAGAAUUUCACCUUUGUGCUGACGGACAUCGACAGCAAGCAGAGGUUUGGUUUCUGCCGACUCACCCAAGGCUGCCGGGUCUGCAUAUGUCUGCUCAGUUACCUACCCUGGUUUGAAAUCUACUACAAGCUUCUAAAUACCCUGGCAGACUACUUAUCGAAACAACAGAAAAACGACUUGAACGACGUGCUGAACUCCCUCUAUGACCUGCCUGUGCCAAAGCCCUUCACGCCCGUCAACCUGAGUGUGAAUGAGCAGUUGUAUAUUGCCACUGGGCAAGUACUGAGAGAUCGGCGAAGCAAGGAGCCGCACUCCUACUUCAUCGCCCCGGAUAUCAAUGGACUGCCAACUAUCCCUGAGAGUAGAAACCUGACCGAGUACUUUGUGGCCGUGGACAUCAACAACAUGCUCCAGCUCUACGCCAGCAUGCUGCACGAACGCCGCAUCAUCAUUACCUCAAGCAAGCUUAGCACUUUAACGGCGUGUGUCCACGGCGCCGCCGCUUUGCUCUUUCCCAUGUACUGGCAGCACAUCUUCAUCCCUGUGCUGCCCCCGCAUCUUCUGGACUACUGCUGCGCCCCUAUGCCGUACUUUGUGGGAGUUCAUCUCAGUCUGCUCGAGAGAGUGCGCAGUCGAUCGCUGGAGGACGUGGUCAUCCUGAACGUGGAUACAAACACCCUGGAGAGCCCUUUCGACGACCUGCACAACCUCCCGAGUGACGUGGUGUCCUCGCUGAAGAGCAAGCUGAAGAAGCAGUCGACAGCGACGGGAAGUGGUGUGGCGAGGGCCUUCCUGAGAGCGCAGGCCGCUCUGUUUGGAUCCUACAGAGACGCUCUCAGAUAUAAACCUGGAGAGCCAAUCACGUUCUGUGAAGAAAGCUUCGUGAGCCAUCGUUCGAGCACCAUGAAGAACUUCCUGUCCAUGGCUGUCAACCUGCAGCUCUUCAAACAGUUCAUCGACGGACGGCUGGCCAAAUUGAACGCAGGCCGUGGCUUCACUGACGUGUUUGAAGAAGAGAUCACAGAGGGGGGCUUCUGUGGAAGUAAUUCUCGGUCUUACCAGCAGUGGAUGCACACCGUAAAGAGAGGAGGAGCGCUCUUCAACACAGCCGUGUCAAAGGCCAAGGUUCAUGCUAAGAAGGGGAUCCGGGACUUUAGGGGCAUACUUAAAGCAAGGGACGAUGAAGAGGAGGGGAUCGUGGUCUAUCCAGGAUCUCCAACCAGUACCAAGAGCCUGUCUCCAAGGAGACUGCAGAAGAUGAGACGGCAUAACUUCAGCAAGUCUCCCAUGAGCAUGGGCCCUCGAGAGCUGGGCUAUGGGCUUGAUGAUGAGGAGCUGGACAAUGCAAGCAAGGUCUCCUCAGAGGACAGCGGCGACGUGCCGUCCUACAACGAGGACAGCGAUGACUCGUACUCUCUCGAUCUGGACAUCGACUCCUCUCAGUCGGGCCAGAUGAACCUUCUGGAAGAAAUCCUGGAUUCUCUGACGACCACGACGAUGGACCAAGGAAGACUCAGUGCCGCCAAGAGUCUGGACUUCUUCUUGUCCGUGGAUGAUUUAGACUACAAAGCCCCGACCAAGCCCACGCCCUGCAGCGAGUCCAGACCUGCAGAUGAGAGCAGCUGUAGUGGAGGCGGCGAUCAAAGCGGGUGGAAUACGGGUCAGGAUGACACUGUGGUCCACGGGAAACACCUUCCACCGUCCCCACGCAGGCAGCCCACCAAGAGCAGCCUGAAGAUGUCAAACAAAUCCGCAGCAGUCCCUGCGGCGCCCGCUGCUAGCCCACCAGUCCAGAGCGCCAACGUCUCAGUGCCGAAUCCUCAUCAGUCCGACCCCGACCCGCUGCCUACAGCGUGGAAACCGGGAGAUUGUUUCUCUUACUCGCCAACGCUGUCCCAUCGAGUCGCACCUCUGCGGUCGUCCCCCACUCUCGCACAAACCUACAGUUCCUCAGCAUCUGCUUCUGACCCAAGCUGCUCUCCUGCACCGGGGGUGCGGGCGCGGACCAUCUCGGACCCUCAAAGCGGCUCGGAGCCUCAGCAGGCCAAGAACCAGACUGCCUCGACCUACGUGCUCAGGAGGAAGGUCAUGUCCAAGGAGACGACGAGGCAGUACCAGCAGAAGGCCCUCCAGAGGCGGGAGAGCAAAGAGGGCAUGGGGAGCCCGUCGAGGACCAGCCAUUCAGCCGUGCAGGUCCCCUGGGAGAAGGAGAUGUCCAAAGAGGGGCUCCUCGGGCUCGGCCUGUGUUUGGGUCAGGGUAAAGGCUCGGGGGCCCCCGCGGCGCAGGAUCAAGGCCUCCUGGAGGAGAUCAACUCCACGUGUUGCCUCGGCGCGGUCCUCCACACCAGCCUGCAGCUCUCGCAAGUUAACAACAGUCACCACCAGGUGCAGGGCAAAGCUGCAGACGACUCCUGAGUCUGUAAAACGCAGCAGGUUUACUCUUCUUUUACGAUUAGCAGCUAUCUGCAACAAAACGAUUCUUUUUCCCUUUGUUUUUAAUCUCGACACUCGGCUCCGAGCAUACGUCCAAACCUGCCAACACAAACAAAAAGCCACCGAGUGAGGAGCAGGAAGAGGACGCGGUGCGCCACAGAGAUCUCCCUCCAUGAGCCGUCUGCAUAUUUUAAAACCUGAUUUAUAGCGAUUGGAAAAAAACAAAUCAACUAAACGUCGUCGGCUCUUUCCUCUGGAAUCGGAUGCAAGUGCAGCGUCUCGUGAACUGUGAUCCAAAACCACAGACCACAGCCGAACUGUUACCAUCCUCGUUUAACCUGCUUCACCAGUUCAUGACUUGUUUAAAAAAGUACAACUGCAAACAAAAGUUACUUCAGCAGACGGAGAUUUUCAGUAUUUCUUUCUAAUGAUCUUUAAUAACGUUUUGUGUCGUCUAGUAUUUUUCACGUUCACCCCAAACGAUGCACUAAACGCAUUUUCGAUAAAGUCGCGGCAAAUUCAUCAUUUCACAUGAUGAAUUUGCACAUGUGGAUUAACAGCUGAUGAUUCCUACCAGGUACUAAAGUCUUUAGCAAAAAAGCAGGUGAGGCGGGCCUUUUGACUCGCCGUACGCUGCGUGACAUGUCUGCCUUACACGGACAUGUGAUUUCUUUUUUAAACUCUGGUGUCUUAAUCUACAGAUGCCACAGCAGGUACUUUGUAAUCAGAAUCACUGCGACGCUCAGAUCCUUUGUCGAUUUAAUAGAAUAAUGAAUGAUACAUGAUGUGCUUUAAGCUGCUGUCAGUCGCGUCCACAGUGAUGUCCAAAUCUCCUCAGGACACUUUGUUUUCUCCACACUGAAGAGACCCCAGUCAAAGGUCAAAGCCAGUAUCCCUGCUCCAGGCUUCUCCCCCAUCACGACUCUCACUUUGACCUCAAAAUUACGGCCAGUUGUUGCCGAUUUCAUGAAGUUUUAUGCGGGUGAAUAAAGGUGAACUUUCUAGGAGGUGCUCUAUAUUUUUACGAUGAACAAAUCCCCUGAAAAGACCAAAACUAUCAGGCUUUGUGCGUCUCGCCACUAUCAGACUCCUGUGUUCAGUCUUUGGCUGGUUUUUGGUCUUUUCACAGUAUUUGCUGACGUGUCUUUCUUCGCCUUUCUCACACCAGGGAAUAACGGUCUGUGCGUGGGUCGGAGUCACGCUGCACUAUAAUGCAGCGGUUGAUGAUUGUACUGUAAUGAAGCAAUAUAGUUCUCAGAGUAGCCACAUGGAUGUAAUGUGCACAGAGUCUGAAGCAUUCCUGUAACAGACUCUCCUGUGGAGAGAAACGCCGCGUCCAGCCCUCGCGGCUUCCCGUCAUUCACUGCGUCACCGCAAACCCAGAGAGAAGCAGAGCGCUUUUCUUCUUCUUUUCGGGAAUAUUACAUUUAUGGUUCGUUGUUCUUAUGAUUUAUGCCAGACGCCAGUCGGUGUGACGGUUUAAUAGCAGCCAUUUCUCCACUUUCUGAGAGCUGCUCUGCGUUAACGAUUUGCUCAUAAAAUCACUGGCGUGCUUCUAAAAGCCCAAGAAUCGGUUAGCGAAUCCAAAACGGAGGAAAAAAGCCAAACAGACUCCAGAAGCGUUUGUGUGCUGCCCUCUGUGCUCUGUAAACAUUAAGAAAAUACUUCUGUACUAUGCAAACAUGCCAAAUACUAAAGUUUCUCUGAGAGUGAUUCGAUUUUACUUUCGUAUAAAGUCACGAUUGGACUGCUUUCUGCCCCCGAACGAAUAAACAACCACAUUUAAAGAGCAAGCUGGUCCGUGUGCUGUGCCUUACGCAGGUACGCUGUAGGAAGCUGGGCUGUGCGUGUUUCUGACCACCGCCCGGACCUGAGAAACGAACCUGACACGAACUCGCGUUGUUUUCGUUGGUCGUUGGGUUUCGGCUGCGCUCAGCUGGUUCCGCUCAGUGUUUUUAGGGUUUCUUUGCUGCGGUGGUCGCUGGGAAUCUUCCCGCUCGUGUUUAAGAGAAGAUCUCGGGGUUACUUUAUCCUUUUGUAAAUGAGGUACUUUUCCUUUGGUUGUUAGCGGAUUCCUUAUGUUGUGUGUGCUCUUUUUUUUAAAAUAAAAAACUUGUGCUGAGCUUAUUCUGUAUUUAAAAAAAGAACAAUUCUCAGAGGAGUUGAUUUCAUAAUGAAAAAGUUAUUUUCAGCUGAAUAGACGUAUUUUUGCUGGCUUGAGUAUAUUUUACAUGGAUAAUAUAUGAUCGGUGUUGUAUCUUGUAAAAACAAAUUCUAUCUAAUAUUUGAAUGUUUUAGAUUUUAUUUUUGGAGGAAAAAAGAGAUAUUGACAAAUGUCCCAUGUAGCCGUUCACAUUCAGAGGGACGUACUGACUCCUGCUCGUACACAGUAAACACGGCUGUGGCCGCGUGGACGCGCUGCUUGUGCUUUCUGUUGCUUUCAUUUCGGUAUUUCGCGCCUCCGUCGCCAUCAAACUGAGAAUGGUGGACGCGAACAUCCGGUCUCGUGUGUUACGCUUACGUCGCGUGUUGGAGUGAAAUGUAACAUUUCGUGUAAAAUGUAACAAACAAAACUAGCUACUGUAGAUCUAACGGCGGAGGGGUGAGAGGGAAUGUUCGAGUGUCCAGCUGCUGUUGUGAAGAUCAUUUGAGAAGCUUUACACUAAAACAAAGAACCCCGAGCGUGUCUGACUCUGUAAACGGGACUCGGGUUGUCCUGAAAGCGUGUAUUUGCAGUGAGUGGGAGGUGGUGGAUUAUGUAGCAUCUUUUACUGAGUGUGGGUUCAUGCACAGGUUCUUCUUUACAAAGAUGACGAUGUCACGACUUUUACACUGAAUGUUACAGUCGGCAAUUAAAAAUAUAUAUAUUUCCCCCUCCCCCUGUCUGGGAAUCGUAAUGACGAUCAGCUCUUCGAUGAGGCAUUUAUUGAUUUUCCUGAUACUGUGCACACUUGCAUGUUCCCACUGCAGAGGAAACAACUGUCUUAAGUAACUGAGGUCAGUCUAAUGUGCUAUUGAUGAGUAACCUGGUACAAAUGCACACCAUGUAUGCACUGUGAACUGAAAAUAAAUGAUACUGUUUGAUGCUUCUGCA